This is a messenger RNA of Vigna unguiculata (cowpea), 2526 nucleotides long. Its product is annotated as RNI-like superfamily protein. Lineage: Eukaryota; Viridiplantae; Streptophyta; Magnoliopsida; Fabales; Fabaceae. Gene Ontology annotation, molecular function: protein binding. Gene Ontology annotation, cellular component: SCF ubiquitin ligase complex. The record is from RefSeq and is a predicted model, not a curated record. Gene Ontology annotation, biological process: SCF-dependent proteasomal ubiquitin-dependent protein catabolic process.
UAGCCAUAGGCACGGAAUCAGAGAGGGUGAGGGUCGUGUGAAUGUGAAGAAACCAAACCAAACCAAACCACUUACCACUCAGUCACUCACUCACUCACUCUCGUCGGCCCUGGGUAUGGAUUCCGUUGUCCUUCACAGUGUGAGUGCGUCAUCAGCGGCGUCGUCGUCGUCUACGCCCUCAAUGGCGAAGCGUCCAUGUCCGUCGCAAAACCCUAGAGUGGAGAACCUGAGCGAUGUGGAGCGUCUUCUGGACGCGUUUCUCUCCCUCUCCGACCUCCCUUCUCUCGCCCUCGAUCUCUCCUUCGAGAGGCUUCUCCAAUCGGUCCCCUCCGACCCCGAUCUUAUCGAUCGCGCUCUUAAAAUGGGUUCUCUCCUCCUUGACGCCGCCAAACACUCCUCUCGGAAACGCGCUUCCAACCACAAUUCCCUCGCCUGGCCCCUCCCUCCGGACCUCACCAUCAAGGUGUUCUCAAUGCUUGAUACCCAGAGCCUGUGCUAUGCAUCAGCUACUUGUUCAAUGUUUAGCAAAUGUGCUAAAGAUCCUCUGUGCUAUACAAAUCUUGAUUUGACAACACUUGUUCCGAAGGUUAACAAUGCAGUAGUUGCUACGAUGAUUCAGCGAGCUGGAAAGGCACUAAGGUCUCUUAAGCUUGGUGUUGUCCCUGGCGCUACUACUUCACUUGGAUCUUGUCCACCAUUUGUUUGUACCAUAAGAAAUGCUAUUGUAGAAGUAUCAAACUUUUCAUGGAAUGAUAAGAGAUCUCGACAAGGGAGGGAGUCAUCCAUUCUAACAAGGUGUUGCUUAAGCCCUUUAAGUGGUGAUGGUGGUGCCCCAGGGGCUCUUUUAAGAAAGUUACACUUGUAUAAUAUUGAGAGAAUGGAUAAUGCAUCCCUUGGUGCAGCAUUGUCUGCAUGCCCAUCUCUCCUUGAUUUGGAAAUUGUUGGGCUCCAUGUUGAGCUGAGGCAAACAUUAAUGUCAGUAAGUGCAAACUGCCACUUGAUAGAGCGCUUGUUUUUCGAGUCUUCUAAAACAGGUAGAGAUGACAGCUUGAAAGCACAAACCUGUUUUGAGCUAGUAAACAAUUGUCCUCAUCUAACUUCUUUAUCCCUUAGAGGGUUUAAGCUACAUGAUUGCAAAGUUCGUGUAUUGGUUAAGGGAUUUAGGAAAUUGAAGUAUGUUGACUUUUCAACGUCUUAUUCAAUCACUGGUAACUUCUUAAGAAACCUUGGAAGCUGCAAUGGGGGAAAUUUUCUUGAGGUCUUAAUUUUAAGGGAUUGCAUGCAUCUCAAAGAGAUGGAAGUCGCGAGGCUGUUGACUGCAAUUCUUGCUGGAGAUUUCAAAUUUCUUGUACAUCUUGAUAUAUCCAAUAGGGAAGGUUUAGCAUCUGAGGCUGAUUGGUAUCACAGGUGCUACAACUCUAGUAUUAUGCCUAUAAAACAGGUUUUGGAAACGAGACCUGAUAUGUGUGUGGUGGCUGAAUAUCCAUCAGCAGAAGGAAGUUAUAUGGAGACAUUUGAUGCUGAUAUGAAUAGUGAGAUAAGUCUGCCCUCACAAUUGAGUAGCCACACGUCAGAUGGAUCAAUUUUUAUGAGUACAUCUGAAAGCAGCUACAAUAGUGAUCAGGGAAGUGGCAAUGAGGAUGGUCAAGAUGCCAACUACGUGAUAUACGAGGAAAGCUCAGAUGAGAUUGACUUUUUGUCCCUCUAGGGAAUCCUCAUUGUGAGGCAUCAUUCAAGAAGGACAACAAUCUGGUGAACUUGCUUUGUCCGCCUCUGGGAGUUUCCUAACAUUGGGAUUUGAAUUUACGGACUAGGGGAGCUGUGGGGAAGAACGAUGCCACAGGAUGGGUGUCAACGACGGAUCUGGAUUUUUCAGCUUUCAACUUGUCCUUCUCCUAAUUGAUGUUCUUCAUUGUGGAAUUUUCAAUCUGGAGGACAAUUAGAGGCUGGUUGUUGUUUUAAAGUUGGCAUUUGUUUCAAUAUUUGCAAUAUUGUCAAUAUAUUGCUGCUUCAUCGCGCAGGCUUCCCAAAAAAAGAGGUUAUUUUUCCUCGGCAUCAAUCCAUGUAGUGAUGGAAUUUAUUUUUGGUGCUAAUGUAGAAGAGGUCUCCAAUUAUGUAUUUUGUACCCCUUUUAGUUAAUAUACGCAAAUAAAAUUAAGUAAACACAUCUUUGUUUACUUUCUAAUAGUAAUCGGUAAUAGGAGAUGGGCAGGUCAUGGAUCACUCUAUCAUGAAUGAACAUGGGCAGUUGAUCAAACACAUCCUAUUCACGAGAGGUGACAUCCCUGAAAAAAUGUAUAACUCGCACGCAUUUCGUGCACUACACAAAUUAUGGAAUUGUUGUAAUAUUCUUCCCUGCCCACUCUUAAAGAUGACAAAAUUAUAUACCUGAGGGGCAAAUAUUUAAUGUAAUUUAAAGAUCUCCGAUCCCGACUUUGGAAUUCUUCGUGUUGCAAUAUUUUGGCUUGGCGGGAGAUGAUUGAACCGUUUUGGGUAUCUACAAAACAUGGAGUAAUUCUUAGUCGA